AUGCUGAUUUGUCUUUGCUCUCUCUUCUUGCAGGAUCCCUCGGUGACACAGCUCACAAACACUAGCCAAAGUGGCUUGGAUGAAUUCAACCCCUUUUCGGAGAGCUCCCAGCUGACAAAUGCGGCGCGGACGACGCCGGCCGCGCAGCCCUCCGGCCACUCGCAGCCUGCUGUUCUGCAGACGUCGGUAGAGCCCACUCCCCAGGCUGUGGCCGCGGCAGCGCAGGCUGGGCUGCUUCAGCAGCAGGCAGAACUAGAGAGGAAGGCAGCUGAGUUGGAGAAGAAGGAAAGGGAAUUGCAGAGUAACGCCGCCAGCAUUAAUACGCGGCAAAACAACUGGCCGCCUCUUCCCAAGAAGUGUCCCAUCAAGCCGUGUUUUUAUCAGGAUUUUUCUGCGGACAUCCCGGCUGACUACCAGCGGAUAUGCAAGAUGCUGUAUUACUUGUGGAUGCUGCAUUCGAUUACCCUGCUCCUAAACCUGCUUGCUUGCCUGGCGUGGUUCACAGUCGAUAUGCAGAGAGGAGUAGACUUUGGUCUCUCGAUCCUGUGGUUUGUUUUAUUCACCCCUUGUGCCUUUCUCUGUUGGUACCGACCGAUUUACAAGGCUUUCAGGUCUGACAGCUCCUUCAGCUUCUUCGUCUUCUUUUUCAUCUUCUUCUGCCAAAUAGCAAUCUACAUCAUCCAGGCUGUCGGCAUCCCUGGCCACGCAGAGCCCGGGUGGAUCGCGGCGCUGUCUGAGCUGCACGGGAACCUGGCCGUGGCUGUUAUCAUGAUGGUGGUGGCAGGAUUCUUCACGCUCUGCGCGGUUCUCUCCCUCUUCCUCCUGAAGCAGGUGCAUUCCCUGUAUCGGCGCACGGGAGCCAGUUUCCAAAGGGCCCAGGAAGAGUUUUCCCAAGGCAUCCUCACCAACAGGGGCUUCCAGAACGCGGCCGCCGGGGCGGCCUCCUCAGCCGCACAGAGCGCUUUCCGAGGAAAUUAG
Messenger RNA from Charadrius vociferus (killdeer), 978 nucleotides. RefSeq names its product secretory carrier membrane protein 2 (gene SCAMP2). The transcript has 9 exons. Lineage: Eukaryota; Metazoa; Chordata; Aves; Charadriiformes; Charadriidae. Gene Ontology annotation, biological process: protein transport. The record is from RefSeq and is a predicted model, not a curated record. The coding region runs from base 1 to 978 and encodes 325 amino acids. Gene Ontology annotation, cellular component: recycling endosome membrane; trans-Golgi network membrane.